UCAACUGUCCGCCAUGGCUUAGCGUUUUCUAGAGGAGGAGAGAGAGAGAGAGAGAGUAAGAGAGAAGAAGCUCAAUUGUUUUCGUUGGUUCCGUCUUUGAAGAUACUGAUGUCAUCGUCUUCUUCAGAUUCCACGGCGGCGCGUGAUCAACAUGCGCCACUACUCCGCCCGCGUCGCGACGGCUCUUCUCCUUCAUCAGCCAGACCUACAGCUCUCGCCGUUCUCUUGGGAAGGAUCACCGGCCACCGUGCACCGUCGAUGCUUGUGAGAGAGACGGCGGCACGUGCUCUCGAGGAGAGACGGAUCGAUUGGGGUUACUCGAAACCUGUAGUUGCUGCUGAUAUACUCUGGAACGCUGCUCUGGUGCUUGCAUCGGCGGUUAUGCUUGUCGGAACCGUCGAAGAAAGACCUAACGAGCCGAUCAGAGUUUGGAUCUGUGGGUAUGGGUUACAGUGUUUGAUCCAUGUGGUUUUGGUUUGGUCCGAGUAUUGGAGGAGAAACACGACUCGUAGAGCUAGGGAUUUGGAGUCUGGAGAUAGUGCCGCCGAUCCUGGAGAUUACAGUGAGUAUGACUAUGAAGAAGACAGUGACAAUUCAACAACUUACAGUUUUGCAAAAAGAUGCGAGUCUACAAACACUGUGGUAUCAUUCUUAUGGUGGAUAAUUGGAUUCUACUGGGUUGUUGAAGGUGGUGAUAAGCUUUUAGGAGAAGCUCCUAAUCUUUAUUGGUUGUCGGUGACUUUUCUGGCGAUUGAUGUCUUCUUCGCCAUUUUCUGUAUUGUUUUGGCUUGCCUUGUUGGAAUAGCUCUCUGCUGCUGUCUUCCCUGCAUAAUAGCUCUUCUCUACGCCGUUGCAGGAACGAUACAGGAAGGAGUAUCAGAGGCUGAGCUCGGUGUUCUUCCCCUGUACAAAUUUAGGGCUUUCCAUACCAACGAGAAGAACAUUGCCGGACCUGGCAAAAUGGUUCCUGUAUCGACCAAUGGAAUAUGCUUAGCAACUGAAAGAACACUUCUUGCUGAGGAUGCGGACUGUUGCAUAUGUCUGAGCUCAUACGAGGAUGGUGCAGAGCUUCAUGCUCUUCCUUGUAACCACCACUUUCAUUCGACCUGUAUUGUGAAAUGGCUUAAGAUGAGAGCAACAUGCCCUCUCUGCAAAUACAACAUCCUUAAAGGAACGACUGACCAAUCUUGAAGACAAACCCCAACCAAUAAGAGGGAGUAAAAUUCUGCACAUAUGGAUACAGAUUCCAUCUCAUCAAUUUAAACACUUCUGUAUAUAUUUAUAUAACUAUCAAAUCAUGUAUCUUUUGUUGAAAGCAUUCAUUUUUAAAUGUAAAAGAUAACAAUUUACAAGUGCCCUUUACUAUA
Messenger RNA from Capsella rubella, 1367 nucleotides. RefSeq names its product E3 ubiquitin protein ligase RIE1. The transcript is spliced from 5 exons. Bases 109 to 1191 code for a protein of 360 amino acids. The record is from RefSeq and is a predicted model, not a curated record. Lineage: Eukaryota; Viridiplantae; Streptophyta; Magnoliopsida; Brassicales; Brassicaceae.